UCUCGCGAGAGCUGCGCGCGCCGCCGCCGUUCCCGCCGCUGAGGCAGGGGCAGCGCUCCCCCUGCCCUCCCCCCACCCUCGGCGGGUCCGUUCCCGCUCCCGGUCUCGCCUCUCUACGCGCUCCUCUCGCGAGGCUUAGGGGCCAAAGUGCCGCCGCCACCGCCUCGCGAGAUCUCGCUCAUCAGCGUGCCGCAGCACCCGGGUCCCCCUCCCUUGCCGCGACCGGGCCGGGCCGAGGAUGGACUGGGUGUGAUUCCCGGCGGAACGCGAGAACCAGAACCCCCAAAAUGAAAGUGGAUCGGACGAAACUGAAGAAAACCCCCACGGAGGCGCCCGCYGACUGCCGGGCCCUCAUCGAGAAGCUGAAGGCGUGCAGUGAUGAGCAGCUGGUGACGGAGCUGCAGCAGAUCAAGACAUGGAACAUCGGGAAGUGCGAGCUGUACCACUGGGUGGACCUGCUGGACCGCUUCGACGCGCUGCUGGCCGAGGCCGGCCGGCCAGUGGAGGCCAUGAGCUGGAUGCUGGCCUGCGACCGGCCCGAGCGCCAGCCCCUCAAGGCCCUGCUGCUGGCCCUGCUCAACUUCACGGCGCUGCUCAUCGAGUACAGCUUCUCCCGCCACCUCUACAGCUCCAUCGAGCACCUGACCACGCUGUUGGCYUCCUCGGACAUGCACGUGGUGCUGGCCGUGCUCAACCUGCUCUACGUGUUCAGCAAACGCUCCAACUACAUCACCCGCCUKGGCUCGGAGCGCCGCGGGCCACUGCUCGCCCGCCUGCAGCACCUGGCUGAGAGCUGGGGUGGAAAGGAGAAUGGGUUCGGGCUGGCUGAGUGCUGCCGGGACCUGCACAUGAUGAAAUACCCCCCCAGUGCCACCACUCUGCACUUUGAGUUCUACGCCGAGCCGGGCGUYGAGGUGAAGGUGGACAAGAGGGCCACCAGCACCACCCUGCACUACAUCCACAUCGAGCAGCUGGACAAGAUUUCAGAGAGCCCCUCGGAGAUCAUGGAGUCCCUCACCAAGAUGUACAGUAUUCCCAAGGACAAGCAGAUGCUGCUCUUCACCCACAUUCGCCUGGCCCACGGCUUCUCCAACCACAAGAAGCGGCUACAAGCAGUGCAGGCCCGGCUCCACGCCAUCUCUAUCCUGGUGUACUCCAAUGCGCUGCAGGAGUCAGCCAACAGCAUCCUGUACAACGGGCUCAUCGAGGAGCUGGUGGACGUGCUGCAGAUCACCGACAAGCAGCUGAUGGACAUCAAAGCAGCGUCGCUGCGGACGCUGACGUCCAUCGUGCACCUGGAGCGCACGCCCAAGCUCAGCAGCAUCAUUGACUGCACCGGCACUGCCUCCUACCACGGCUUCCUGCCYGUGCUGGUGCGCAACUGCAUCCAGGCCAUGAUCGACCCCUCCAUGGAGCCUUACCCCCACCAGUUCGCCACGGCGCUCUUCUCCUUCCUCUACCACCUGGCCAGCUACGAUGCGGGCGGCGAGGCCCUYGUGUCCUGCGGCAUGAUGGAGGCACUGCUCAAGGUGAUAAAGUUCCUGGGGGAUGAGCAGGACCAGAUCACGUUUGUCACACGGGCAGUGCGYGUGGUGGAUCUCAUCACCAACCUGGACAUGGCUGCCUUCCAGUCACACAGCGGCCUCUCCAUCUUCAUCUACCGCCUCGAGCACGAGGUGGACCUAUGCCGCCGUGAGUGUCCCUUCGUCAUCAAGCCCAAGGUGCAGCGACCACCUGCUGCCACCCUGCCUGAGGGUGAGGACAUGGAGACAGACAUGGAGGUGACCGACGUGGCCAUGGAGAGCAGCCCUGGACCCUCGGCCGAAGCCCGGCCGGACCCUGCGCCGCCAGCCCCACCUGCUGUGCCCAGCACCAGUGCUGCUACCCCCUCCCCGCGCGGCGGAGUGCAGUGCAUCCCGCAGCGUGCCGCCUUGCUCAAAUCCAUGCUGAACUUCCUCAAAAAAGCCAUCCAGGACCCUGCCUUCUCCGACGGCAUCCGGCACGUGAUGGAUGGCUCGCUGCCCACCUCGCUGAAGCACAUCAUCAGCAACGCCGAGUACUAUGGGCCCUCGCUAUUCCUGCUGGCGACCGAGGUGGUGACGGUGUUCGUGUUCCAGGAGCCCUCGCUGCUGUCCUCGCUGCAGGACAACGGCCUCACCGACGUCAUGCUGCACGCGCUGCUCAUCAAGGACGUGCCAGCCACACGGGAGGUGCUGGGCUCACUGCCCAACGUGUUCAGCGCGCUGUGCCUGAACGCGCGGGGGCUGCAGAGCUUCGUGCAGUGCCAGCCCUUCGAGCGCCUCUUCAAGGUGCUGCUGUCCCCYGAUUACCUGCCGGCCAUGCGGCGCCGCCGCAGCUCCGACCCCCUCGGCGACACCGCUUCCAACCUGGGCAGCGCUGUGGACGAGCUGAUGCGACACCAACCCACGCUCAAAACUGAUGCCACCACCGCCAUMAUCAAGCUGCUGGAGGAGAUCUGCAGCCUGGGCCGGGACCCCAAGUACAUCUGCCAGAAGCCGUCGAUGCAGAAGGCGGAUGGGACGGCGGCUGCACCACCCCCACGUUCUCCCCAUGCUGCUGAGGAGGCCUCGAGUGAGGAUGAGGARGAGGAGGAGGUGCAGGCCAUGCAGAGCUUCGGGGCUGCCCAGCAGAGCGAGGCCGAGCCCAGCCAGACAGUGGUGGGCACUGAGGAGCGUAUCCCCAUCCCACUUAUGGAUUACAUCCUCAACGUGAUGAAAUUCGUGGAGUCCAUCCUGAGCAACAACACCACGGACGAUCACUGCCAGGAGUUCGUGGCGCAGCGGGGGCUGCGGCCGCUSGUCACCAUCCUGGGGCUGCCCAACCUGCCUGUGGACUUCCCCACAUCUGCUGCUUGCCAGGCUGUGGCUGGGGUCUGCAAAUCCAUCCUGACCCUGUCCCACGAGCCCAAGGUGCUGCAGGAAGGGCUGGUGCAGCUUGAGGCYGUGCUGUCGGCUCUGGAGCCGCUGCACCGGCCCAUCGAGGCUCCGGGGGGCUCGGU
Messenger RNA from Malurus melanocephalus (red-backed fairy wren), 3019 nucleotides. RefSeq names its product E3 ubiquitin-protein ligase HUWE1-like. The annotation marks the transcript as partial. The record is from RefSeq and is a predicted model, not a curated record. The transcript is spliced from 26 exons. NCBI's taxonomy places the organism in Eukaryota, Metazoa, Chordata, Aves, Passeriformes, Maluridae.